Messenger RNA from Scomber japonicus (chub mackerel), 1311 nucleotides. RefSeq names its product corticotropin-releasing factor receptor 1-like. The coding region runs from base 1 to 1311 and encodes 436 amino acids. Gene Ontology annotation, cellular component: plasma membrane; neuron projection. Lineage: Eukaryota; Metazoa; Chordata; Actinopteri; Scombriformes; Scombridae. The record is from RefSeq and is a predicted model, not a curated record. The transcript is spliced from 14 exons. Gene Ontology annotation, biological process: adenylate cyclase-activating G protein-coupled receptor signaling pathway; cell surface receptor signaling pathway. Gene Ontology annotation, molecular function: corticotropin-releasing hormone binding; G protein-coupled peptide receptor activity; corticotropin-releasing hormone receptor activity.
AUGCGUCGCAAAUGCAUCUAUCUGCUUGAGGUGUGUGCCAUCAUAAGCCUUCUGCCGUCCGGCUCUUUAGCAGAUUUGACAUGUGAAGCUCUGCUAAUGCUGUCGGGGAAUGUCACACUACAGUCCCUGGCCGCCUCCUGGAACCAAACCCUGAGCAACGCCACAGGUCAAUGGAGCGGCUCGGGACUUUACUGUGACACCUCCAUCGAUGGCAUUGGCACCUGCUGGCCCAGGAGCGGCGCUGGACAGAUGGUGUCACGACCCUGUCCUGAGAUGUUCUACGGUGUCAGAUACAACACCACCAAUAAUGUUUAUAGAAAAUGUCUCGCAAAUGGGACAUGGGCGUUGAAGGGGAACUACUCCAUGUGUAAGGCCAUACUUCACGAGGAGAAAAAAGGAAAGAUGCACUACCAAAUCGCAGUGAUCAUAAACUUCCUGGGUCACUGCAUCUCAAUGGUGGCUCUGCUCAUAGCCUUCUUCCUCUUCUUGUGUUUGAGGAGCAUCCGAUGCCUGAGAAACAUCAUCCACUGGAAUCUCAUCACCGCCUUCAUCCUGAGGAACGCCACCUGGUUCAUCGUCCAGAUGACUAUGAGCCCCGAGGUGCAUGAAAGUAAUGUGGUUUGGUGUCGUCUUGUCACUGCCUCCUUCAACUAUUUCCACUCCACCAACUUCUUUUGGAUGUUUGGCGAAGGCUGCUACCUCCACACUGCCAUUGUCCUCACCUACUCCACCGACAAGCUCCGCAAGUGGAUGUUCAUCUGCAUCGGCUGGUGUAUACCAUUCCCUAUAAUUGUGGCAUGGGCCAUUGGGAAGCUGUACUAUGACAAUGAGAAGUGCUGGUUUGGGAAGCGAGCUGGCGUAUACACCGACUACAUCUACCAAGGUCCCAUGAUUCUUGUGUUAGUGAUCAAUUUCAUCUUCCUCUUCAACAUUGUGAGAAUCCUCAUGACCAAACUGCGAGCUUCUACCACAUCGGAGACAAUCCAGUACAGGAAAGCAGUGAAGGCUACGCUGGUACUUCUUCCUCUCCUGGGAAUCACCUAUAUGCUGUUCUUUGUGAACCCGGGGGAAGAUGAGAUCUCUCAAAUUGUCUUCAUAUAUUUCAACUCAUUUUUAGAAUCCUUCCAGGGCUUCUUUGUGUCAGUAUUUUACUGCUUCCUAAACAGUGAGGUGCGAUCAGCUGUAAGGAAGCGGUUCCACCGAUGGCAGGAGCAGCACUCCAUCCGAGCCAGGAUGACCCAGGCUAUGUCCAUCCCCACUUCACCCUCACGGGUCAGCUUUCACAGCAUCAAGCAGUCCACAUCACUAUGA